Mus musculus (house mouse) is the source of this 2099-nucleotide messenger RNA. RefSeq names its product tropomyosin 4 (gene Tpm4). Bases 35 to 781 code for a protein of 248 amino acids. Gene Ontology annotation, biological process: platelet formation. The transcript is spliced from 8 exons. The record is from RefSeq and is marked validated. Gene Ontology annotation, cellular component: stress fiber; cytoskeleton. NCBI's taxonomy places the organism in Eukaryota, Metazoa, Chordata, Mammalia, Rodentia, Muridae.
AGCUGUCGCCGGAGCCCAGCAGAACGAUUGAGCUAUGGCCGGCCUCAACUCACUGGAGGCAGUGAAGCGCAAGAUCCAGGCCCUGCAGCAGCAGGCAGACGACGCAGAGGAUCGCGCGCAAGGCCUGCAGCGCGAACUGGAUGGCGAGCGCGAGCGGCGCGAGAAAGCUGAAGGAGAUGCAGCCGCUCUCAACCGCCGCAUCCAACUGCUGGAGGAGGAACUGGACCGGGCUCAGGAGCAGCUGGCCACAGCCCUGCAGAAUCUGGAAGAGGCAGAGAAGGCUGCUGAUGAGAGUGAGAGAGGCAUGAAGGUAAUAGAGAACCGAGCCAUGAAAGAUGAGGAAAAGAUGGAGAUCCUGGAGAUGCAGCUCAAAGAAGCCAAGCACAUCACUGACGAAGCCGACCGCAAGUAUGAGGAGGUUGCUCGUAAGUUGGUCAUCCUGGAGGGUGAGCUGAAGAGAGCAGAGGAGAGGGCGGAGGUAUCUGAACUAAAGUGUGGUGACCUGGAAGAAGAGCUCAAGAAUGUAACUAACAAUCUGAAAUCACUGGAGGCUGCUUCUGAAAAGUAUUCUGAAAAGGAGGAUAAAUAUGAAGAAGAAAUCAAGCUUCUGUCUGACAAGCUGAAGGAGGCUGAGACCCGAGCUGAGUUUGCAGAAAGGACAGUUUCUAAACUGGAGAAGACAAUCGAUGACCUGGAAGAAAAACUUGCCCAGGCCAAAGAAGAGAAUGUGGGCUUACAUCAGACACUGGACCAGACACUAAACGAACUUAACUGUAUAUAAACUAAACCAGAAGAGUACUGUUUUAACACCAACUCCACUCCAGAGAGUGUGCCCUGUCUUCCUCUUUUGUAAGAAGUUCCGCUUAUUACCAGGUUUCCACCUUGCAGGAAAUGCCAAGCAGAUAAUGAAUUCAUGACCAAAUAUUUUGUGUUAGACAAGCUUUGAGCACCAGUUAAGUUUAAUUCUUUCCUUUUCCAUUCAAAUGGCACCAGCUUCUCUGAUUAUUCUUAUUCUUAAAUUGCAUUUAUUCCUAAAAUAGGCAGGGAAUUUCACACUGAGUAUAGUUGCUUAAGUCUGAGGGCAUUUGGUUCUUGGGAAUUAGUCAGCCCCACACUUUGAAGCACAGGCUCAAGUAUCUAAUCUUAGCUGGUUGCUGUUGGGGAAGUUUUGUGAGGCUAGGGGUUGUCACAAGAAAAUAUGUGGAAAUUUUCCACCCAGAGCAAAAAUUAAGUCUCCUAUGGGAAGUUAUAAAGCACAACUAGAUUAGCCUGAUCAUACUGAGUCUGCUCCACACGGCCCUGUGCAGAACAGAUUGUCUUUAAGCAUUCCAAGCGAGAAUGCUGGGGUGAUCAUUGUUGCCCAUGUGCCUUCUGACUGAGCUUUAAUGCUGUUCCAUGUUACAUCUUUCCUUCACUCCAGAAUUGUUCUCUGAGGAGCAAGCGUCUUAUUCCAGGACUUUUCUGCUGUGGUCUAAUGAUAUACCCAGCAGGGAAUAUGGCAGAGUCCAACCCUUUUCAGCCAGGGCUAUACGGCGAAACUCUGUCUCAAAUAAUAAAAAGGCUUAGUUGCCUUCAAUACAUUGAGCAUUGUACUAAUACCAAGUGUUGGGCAACAAAAGGUCUCUCCAGCAGCAAAGUAGUGAUAGAAAAAGAAAUUGGCUUAACUUCAUCUCCAUUGUUCAGGGAACAACAAAUGGAAGCUUGACUUUGCCAAGACUUGAAUUCCUUCGGGAAUGACACUAAUAAAAGACCAAGACCUCCUGAUUGAACUGGAUGUGGAGUGCUCUGUAGGCUGCACAUUUUUUGGCUUUGUAGUUUUCCUUUCUCAGUUAACAUCUCACACUGAAACAUUCCACAUUCCCCAGCAGUGCGGGGCCAACUCAAGUUUACAGUCCUGACUGAAAGUCACCCUGCUUCUAGCUUAUCUGAACCCUGCCCCUCACUCCUAUUUAUUAAGCAUCACACUACCAGGGAGAUGAACUUUGAGCAAACUGCAAUUGAUAAAAUCUACUCUGUUCUUUAUGUUCUUGCUAUUGUAUCAUACGUAAUAGUAUCACUUUUUCUACAUUUUGGUCAAAUAAAUUUUUGCAUAAAUAAUG